CUGGUCAAGAUCCUUCUCCUUCUUUUUUCUCUCCUCAAACUGCGCGCAAAUGCUUUAUUUUGAAGGUCGGGACCGGAAACCGAACCCUUCAUUCCGUCUUCCGGCUUGACUCUCAAACGUAAGCGUGAGCCAGCCGUACAGGGAAUCGCCAGUACGCGGCUUUCCACUCUCGGUGUGGCGAUGAGAGGAAGCCUGACGCGUUAACCUGGUCGUCGCCGGUGAACGGGCAGCUGCACGGCAGCAUCUCUCCCAGCGGAACCGUCGGUCGGGACCAGUGGCUGCCGCCGCCGCCAGACUGGUUCGCUAGCUAGCUAACGUCAACCUGCUAACUUCGGCGGUGUACGAGACGAAGAGUGGGGCCUCUGGCUGGUGAGACUCGGCUGACGGAGACCGUCUAACACCCCCGGUUUAUUUACCGGAGCAACACCCCGCCGCCAUGGACAACCUGAGUGACGCUCUGCAGAAGCUGAAGCUGGCCUCCCCGGGCAGCGCGGCUGACUGCGUGGAGGGCAGUCUGGACUGCCUGGUCAAGGCUCUCGCCAGCAACAACACUGAGGCCAGCAUGAAGAUCCAGGAGAUGGGCAUCCUCCCCCUGUUCCCCGGCCUGCUGAACCCCCAGUCUUCCUGCACCCCCAAACUGUUACACUCCACCGACCAGGAGGUUUUACUGCAGACUGGUCGAGCUCUAGGCAACAUCUGCUACGACAGCCAUGAGGGCAGGAGUGCUGUUCACCUGGCAGGAGGGGCUCAAAUAGUAGCUGAACACAUUAAAUCCCUCUCCCAAAAUACUCAGCCGGAAAAUGAGAAGCUCUUGACUGUCUUUUGUGGCAUGCUGAUGAACUAUAGCAAUGAUAAUGAUUCUUUACAAGCCCAGCUCAUCAGUAUGGGUGUGAUCCCUACUCUGGUGAAGUUGCUCGGCAUCCAUUCUCACAACACAGCCCUGACAGAAAUGUGUCUAAUCGCCUUUGGAAAUUUGGCAGAGCUCGAGUCCAGCAAAGAACAGUUUGCCUCCACCAACAUUGCCGAGGAGCUGGUGCGUCUUUUCCAGAAGCAGACCGAGCACGAGAAGAAGGAAAUGAUCUUUGAGGUUCUGGCUCCACUUGCUGAAAACGAUGUGAUCAAGCUGCAGCUGGUGGAGGCCGGCCUGGUGGAGUGUCUGCUGGAGGUUGUGGCUCAGACUGUGGACGGAGAGCGGGAGGAGGACAUCGCCCAGCUCAAGACCGCCUCGGACCUCAUGGUUCUUCUGCUUCUGGGAGAUGAGUCCAUGCAGAAGCUGUUUGAGGGGGGAAAGGGGAGCGUCUUCCAGAGGGUCCUGUCUUGGAUACCGUCUAACAACCACCAGCUGCAGCUGGCCGGGGCUCUGGCUAUCGCCAACUUUGCUCGCAAUGAUGGGAACUGCAUCCACAUGGUGGACACCGGCAUCGUGCAGAAGCUGCUGGAGCUGCUGGACCGCCACGUGGAGGAGGGCAACGUGACGGUGCAGCACGCGGCGCUGAGCGCCCUGCGGAACCUGGCCAUACCCGUGGUGAACAAGUCCAAGAUGCUGUCUGCUGGCGUAGCCGACGUGGUGCUGAAGUUCCUGCAGUCGGAGAUGCCUCCCGUUCAGUUCAAGCUGCUGGGGACGUUACGCAUGCUCAUCGACACGCAAGCCGAAGCCGCAGACCAGCUGGGAACCAACGGGAAGCUGGUGGACCGGCUCGUGGAGUGGUGCGAAGCCAAAGAUCACGCGGGAGUGAUGGGCGAGUCCAACCGGCUGCUGUCGGCCCUCAUUCGGCACAGCAAGUCCAAGGAAGUCGUCAGAACCGUUAUCCAGGGAGGAGGAGUCAAACACUUGGUUACCAUGGCAACUAGCGAGCAUAUGAUCAUGCAGAACGAAGCUCUGGUGGCUCUGGGCCUCAUAGCAGCCCUGGAUUUGGUUGCGGCUGAGAAGGACUUUGUGGGAGCCAGCCUGGUGUCGGUGCUCCACAAGCUGCUGUCGGACGAGAGGAGUGCCCCCGAGAUAAAGUACAACUCCAUGAUCCUCAUCUGUGCCGUCAUGGGCUCAGAGCCUCUUCACAAGGAGGUGCAGAGCUUAGCGUUCAUCGACGUGGUGUCCAAGCUGCGGGCUCAUGAAAACAAGUCGGUCUCGCACCAGGCCUCGCUCACAGAGCAGCGGCUAACUGCCCAGAGCUAAAUGACUGUGUGUAACCCCCUCCCCCCCCCCGCAGCCACCCACCCACCCAAACGCCUGCCUGACCACCUCCUCACCACCUCCAAACCUCAUGACUGCUCCUCCCCGUGCCCCUUCGUCAUGUGCCAAGGUACCAGGUCACGUUAACUGCCAGCUAGACAUACAGCCGUCUCUCUGUCAUCAACCCCCCCUGCCCCCCCCAACCCCCCUCACCCAUAUCUGCAUGGUUUAGACCGAUGUGCAGAACCUCGCACUUAAAUUGAAGUCAUGAAUUGGAGUGUUUUUUGAUAAAGAUUUUUUUUUCAGUUGAUUUUUCUUUUAUCACUAUAUGGUGAAAAGGCCUCUGAAACAGUUUUUCCACCUCUCCUUUUUAAAGCCAUAGGAGCUAGAUGUAAAGGUGGGUGGCACGUCUUUAAGGCACAGUCAGGCAGGCUCCAUUUCGGGCUUUACCAACCCCGUGGUAUCGGACACGGCAGACAGAUUAGAAUCUGCAAAGGCUCCGCAUCAGUCUAAACCAGGUCCCACCUCCACCUGUGCAUGCACCCUCUGCCCGACGCCGCCCCGCCGGGGCUGAGGCGCCAUAAGAGAGACAAGACUUUUACGACCAUAGCUGUGACACCAUCGGACGGAAAGCCACCACUGAAACAUGUGCACAAACUAAGGAACUCCAAAAAAGAAGAAAAAAAUAAUAAUCCUACCACUUUUUCUAAAGAAGAGAAACAGCCAUCCAUGACGUGUCUGGUCGUGUCCCUGUAGCCGUGUAUGAGCUGACUAGAAGCAGUGCAUGUUUUUGUCCCGUUGAAGCUGUGACAGUGCUCGUUCCCGCCCCCCCCACCACCACCACCCCACACCUCCGGUCUCGUGCUCUCCUCUUUUUUGCACUCGUUCUUUAGACUUGGAUUUAGAGAUUUUAGCGUUUUAAUUCCACAUAUGUCCGAAACACAUUCCCCUGAUCCGGAAGGUGUACAGUGAGAGAACCCCGCGCUUUUCCAGGCCGUCGCAGAAAGGCUGCCCGGCAGGAGGGCCAGGCCGUGGACAGAGGUCAGUAGUUAUCCUAGUCAGCCUUUCUUAGCCGAGUCCGGGACUGAGAGCAGUCGAGUUUAGCCAGAGAAAACGUCCACGCGGCCAAUUGGAAGUGUGCCUGUCCCAGUCAAAAUGUCUACUAGAGCUGUUUAGCCCUCGGCAGAGUAUGAGCUCUGUAGGAGCUUCGGGCCUUGAUUCAGGACCGUCGUACAUCAUGUUGUGGUCUUACAUAACCGUUUCCUAGUAGUUUCACAACAUGUCAACGUAUGAAUGUUUGACAUGGACGGUGGGCGAAAGAUAACCCAUCGUAGAGUGAGAGAUUUGCAACAAUAAAUAUGUUUGUCUGACCAAGGAAGAUAUUUCCAAUGACGCAGCACAUACACUGUAAAGCUGAAGAAAGCACUGGAUGAUCUGGAUCUGACCCGGCUGCUUGCUGUUAGUUCCAGCCUCGCUCGUCAUUGCCGAGAAAUCAGGGUCGAGGACUAUUUUAGACGGGCAGGAUAUUGACAGAGGAACAGCCUUUUCUCCAUUUGUCCCGGCUAGUGGAAGGGAUCCGUGCAAAGACGCACUUGUGAGCAUGUCCCCAACCGGGCCCUCCCCGUCCGCCGUGUCCCUCCGUCUGGGCCGACACUUUUUUUAAGGUAUGAAUGGUUAUUUAUCAGACUUGUGAUCUACUUAAGACACAUGCCAGUGGAGAUGUAUCCAUAGUAACUGCAUAAAAUACUAUAAACAUAAAUGUUUGUUGUAAAUGUCAUUGACUUGUACAUUUGGAGGACUCGGCAGAUAAUUAAAAGAUGAUAGCUGGUGA
Messenger RNA from Menidia menidia (Atlantic silverside), 4001 nucleotides. The record is from the annotation of a GenBank genome assembly. NCBI's taxonomy places the organism in Eukaryota, Metazoa, Chordata, Actinopteri, Atheriniformes, Atherinopsidae.